AUGAGUGGCAGUCUGAGCGAUUUGUUUUUCGAUACCGAACGCGUGGUUCAGUCGAAUGGCCUCAGUUCCAUACCGUCUCCUUUCUCACAGGUGAAUACUCGACCACUAUCCUCUUCCAACACGCGAAUAGAGUUGCUCAAGUGCGAUGUGCUUCCCUUCGACUACCGCGCAAGUGCAAAGACGUUCAUGGAUAAAUUGGUAACAGAUUAUGAAACAGAGGAGGAAGGCAAUCAUAUUCAGGCUAACCUUAAACAGAAAGCAGCUCGUGUCUUUACUCUGGAUAUAGAAGACGACGUCAUGAAGAUACAACUUCGUUUUAUGGCAGUCAAGUACGCGGAAGAGAAGCGAGAAGUCAUCGUGCUUACUGGUCAGGAUGAACUGCUGGAAGUGUUUGGAGUUGCAGUUGACGGAAUCAAGUUGGAAGAACGAACCUGGUGCGUUUGUCCGAGGUGUCGCCAGGUGUAUGUCUUCUUCAAUUGUGUAUCACCGGGACUGUGGAAGCCAAACCACUACGCAGAGGUUACCGUGAUUUUGUCAACAAAGUGUGCGAGUUGA
Messenger RNA from Phytophthora nicotianae INRA-310, 555 nucleotides. RefSeq lists its product as hypothetical. The coding region runs from base 1 to 555 and encodes 184 amino acids. The transcript has 2 exons. The record is from RefSeq and is a predicted model, not a curated record. NCBI's taxonomy places the organism in Eukaryota, Oomycota, Peronosporomycetes, Peronosporales, Peronosporaceae.